GCCACAGCGGCGUAUCACCUCUCUGCACCCGGCGAAAGUGAGCCUUCACGGGGGAGCUAAGACAUCACACCGGAUGCCUCUAUGCUCCAGUUAACCGUACAGCGAGAUACAGUGUUCAGUUUGCACAAGAGGUGAGCCAUGGCUGAACCAAACCCCUCCCGCCCCCAAAGGAAGAUGUCCACCGCUGGGGAGAGCGUGUACAAGGUGCUCGGGCUGGAGAAAGGAGCGACGGCCGAGGACAUCAAGAAGGCAUACAGGAAGCUCGCGUUGAAGUACCAUCCGGAUAAGAACCCGGACAACCCGGAGGCAGCGGAUAAGUUUAAGGAGAUUAACAGCGCCAACUCUAUCCUCAAUGAUGAGACCAAGAGGAAGAUCUACAACGAGUACGGCUCCAUGGGCCUCUACGUGUCCGAACAGUUCGGCGAGGAGAGCGUCAAAUAUUACUUCCUCAUGUCCAAAUGGUGGUUUAAGGGUCUGGUGCUGUGCUGCACGAUGUUCACCUGCUGCUGCUGCUGCUGCUGCUGCUGUUUCUGCUGCGGGAAGUGUAAACCCCCGGACGACGACGGAAACUACCAGUACGUCAACCCCGAAGACCUGGAGGCCCAAAUCAAGGCGGAGCAGGACGGAGGUUACACAGUAAUCAUAGGCCAGCCCAAAUCUAAUCCGGGUCCAGAAAACCCAGAAGGCCAGAGUCAGCAGCCCAUCCCCAUACCACUGCCCAUGCCUCCCCCCGAGCCCCAGUCGCAGACCUCAGCCAGUCCAACGCGGGAAGAAAACCCCGGAGAGACCCUACCAGAGUCGAAAUGACUCGAAAGUGACGGUGCAAAUGAGCCUCAACUCGGGGAAGCAGCCGUUCGAGCCCCGAGGAUGAUCCAGCCACAUUUGACUGCUGCCAGAGACCAACCAGCCCAAAGCCACCAGCCGGCCCAGGCCCACACCUCAACCCCCCUGAUCGACCCCCUGGACCACACCUGUAAAGUGGGCCCCGAAAGGCUCUUGUCCUCCACAACCCCCCCGCCCAAGUUAUGGAGGGGGCAUUCGUGCAAAUUUAAAUUGCUGGGCUCUGAAAGUGCUAAUAUGCUCCCUGAAAAUGUUAGUCCCCUUUCUCCUCCCAGCUGCGUACUUUUAGCCUAGCCUGGGCUGGAUGUGGUCUUGCCAGCCGUUUCAGUCAUCCCAGACUAGGCUUUGCGACAUGCCCGGAUUUCCUCACUAAUCUGUUCUCGUCAUUCCAUAACUACCAGAGAGGACUGAGCUGCAGGAUGGCAACACCAGUGAGACACAAGGGCAAACCACAUCAUGAACGGGUGAUCCUCUUUAUGUACCUGCUAACCAGACCAGGACUGGAUUUAUCUCCCUCCUAACCGCCCUUGCGUCUUCCUCCAUUUUAGACUCUUUUUUUUAAUGUACAUUUCUCCCCUUUUUAUCUAGUUUUGGAGUUGUUGUCCUCCGAGGUUAAAAAGAAGGAUGUUUUGGAUGCCACUUGUGACUGCUGCACAGCGACGUAGGUGUGGAGGAGCGCUUCUUGUUUCCUCGUCCUUCAGUCUCCUUUCAACAAGCAGUCGCGUUCAGUUAAAUAUUAGCGCCCUCCUAACACGCUCAAGAUGCCACGUGCGGUGCUGUUAAAUCUAAUUCUUUCGACGGAGUACCGGAGGAGCGACGUUUUAUAAUCGUCGGGACCCUACGACGUGUCCGACGACCGCGAGGAGGGGGAACCGAGGAGAAGUGACUCGGCAGCAGGGACUGACGGAGGAGCGUGUUCGAUGUUAAAUGUCUGAGCCAAAACCCGGAACUGAAGGUGUAGAGCCUGGAUCGGGAGCAGCGCCGAGGCUUUCCUCCCCAGCGUGCAUGCAUUUCUUUCCCUGAAUGCAUUCCCCCCCUCCUCCACCUCCCCCCCAACUCCUGUACAGCACUGGAAUACAGUCCACACUCGAACCAUCAACAUGACCUGCAGAAUCUGGCUACAUGCACACACACUCUCACACACACACACAUAUCUGUACCAGCCCUUAUGUCAUCAUGUGCCACCAUGGGCUUAAAAAGAAAGAUCUAACCCCCGGUGUAAUCUAUUGACUAACAUGGACGAAGACAGAGUUGCUAUACGGAGGAGGAGAACCACAUUUCUAUGACUUGAUUAUGUUUUGUUUGGUAGACCAAAGCCAACAGCUCCGUGGAGCCCGCCGGCCCACGAUGACUCCGGUCGAGGCCGACAGUCCGUCACAGUUCACGUUGUCAAAGUGUUUUUUUUAGAAUCCACGUUUGGGUCUAUGCACCUCGCGAAGCGGGUCCGUUGCCAUUUCACGUGGUUUUAACCUCAGUCCAGGGCUUUAGUUUCCCUCGUACUUCCGGAACCACAGAAGCCGUCAGCUCUUUAAGCUACUUGAUGAACUAUGAACUCGGGUCCAGAUUCACGAAGACUGCAUCGCCAGGGCAGAUCGUCUGACUUCAUUCAGCCUCAAGUUGCAUUUUCAUCCAUUCCUUGGAUUCACAUAAUGGUCAGCAGAUCCAUUUGUGGCCCUUUUUUUGAAUAAGAUCACUGAGAAAGCAAAUGUCCCUUUUUGCUUCUCUUCCAUCUAUUUUAGUUGGAGGACUAAUUUAUUAAGUGGUGCUUCUUUGCGCCACCCAGUUCCUCUUCCUCCUCUUCCUCUGCUUCCUGACUCCACGAUGACAGUGGUGUGCCUUCAAUAAGUGCAGCGGUGACGGAACAGACGGAAAUGCAACAUGUUGAUGACUGUUUGUUGUUUAGGUGAGAAAUCAUCUGUGUUUACACACACACACACACACACACACACGGCUGUGAGAAGAGGCUUCAGUCCUUAGUUCUGCUCUUGGCUGUCUCAUUUUCUUAUUUAUUGCUCCUCCCUGUGCAAACCCUUCAGUGAAUCUGGAUCAGUGUUUCAUCUGCCCGGUGACAACAGCCACCAGGGAUGAUCCUGACUUUUGUAACAAAAACAAGUUUACACAUACUUUAUUUUUUCGUUUUCUUUUUUUUUAAUACACUGCAUGUUCACUCAAUCUUUUAGCUCACUUUAAUUUGACAUUUGGAUGGAUUGUGGGUUGUGGUCUAGUCAGAAAGGAGCAUUCUCACCCAUCAGUCACAGGCACUUUGUCAGAGCAGCUGCAGCUAGACAUGGGACAAUAUUGGAAUUUAAUGUCACGGUGAUACUAAAAACAAAAAUAAUGACGAUUCGUUACAUUUUCCCGAUAAUCAUCAAUAUGUGCUCACAACUUUUUAAAAAGCAAUUAAACAGACUGGAACCACUUUACCGAGGGUAUUGUCAAGGAAAAAAAUCCCUAAUCUUCACAUUUUAAGGUACGCCUGCAUGAAUAAAUAAAAGAUAAAAAAUAAUA
Pseudoliparis swirei is the source of this 3348-nucleotide messenger RNA. RefSeq names its product DnaJ (Hsp40) homolog, subfamily C, member 5 gamma a (gene dnajc5ga). The transcript is spliced from 7 exons. NCBI's taxonomy places the organism in Eukaryota, Metazoa, Chordata, Actinopteri, Perciformes, Liparidae. The record is from RefSeq and is a predicted model, not a curated record. The coding region runs from base 139 to 807 and encodes 222 amino acids.